AUGGUGUUGGGAGGGCAGGCGCUGGAUGCGGUUGGUGGGACUGGCUAUAAAAGGGAGAGCUCGAGGUUUGAGUGCAACAUCGAGACCUCAGGGCAAACACCAACCAUUGCCGCCACUUUCGCAUCACAGAGGCUGCACUACUCCAACAUGGGCAGGUUUCCAUUAAAGAUUGAAUUCUGUCUUACAUACUGUCCCGUCCCGCAGAUCGUCUUCUACGAGGACAAGAACUUCCAGGGUCACCGGUACGAGUGUGACGGCGACUGCUCCGACUUCCACACCUACUUGAGUCGCUGCAACUCCAUCCGCGUGGAGAGCGGCGCUUGGGUGGUGUACGAGCGGCCAAACUACCUGGGUUACCAAUACGUCCUGAUCCGAGGCGAGUACCCCGAGUACCAGCGCUGGAUGGGUCUCAACGACCGCCUCAGCUCCUGCAAGAUGUUUUGCGUUAUCCUUCUGAGUCCUUUCCUCUCAUCGUUCCAGACCAGCGGGGGUGGCUACAAGAUGCAGCUGUACGAGAAGGCCGACUUUGGGGGCAAGGCUUUUGAGGCCACAGAGGACUGCCCCUCGCUUCUGGAGAAGUUCCGCUGGAGGGAGGUGAACUCGUGCAAGGUCUUUGACGGCUGGUGGGUGUUCUACGAGCACCCCAACUACCGCGGCCGCCAGUACUUCCUGGAGAAGGGCGAGUACCGCAAGCCCGGCGACUGGGGCGCGGCCAGUGCUGCAAUCCAAUCCUACAGGCGCCUCACUGAAUGAGUUGCCACUCACCCCUCUGUGCCCGAGGCAAUCAUGCUACAUUAUAAUCCCUGACAGGAAAUGAGAAAAUUGUGAACUGGGGUCAACAAAAUAAAAGCCUGUCAAGAAAGCAGACAAAGAUGUGUCGAAUUUUGCAGUUUUAUCUGUACUUUUGCAAACAAUAAUUUGGUGUACUGUACAUCCUUCAAAACCCUAACCCACCAAAACACAACCUCAUGUCACCCCCCCAAUCUGAAACCUUACUUUAACAACCUUAAACCUGCCUUCAAACCUUAACCAUGGCUUGAAACUACAAUUUGAAAUGCUAACUUGAAAAUCUAACCCUGGCUUGAAACCAUACCUGUCUUAAACCCCUCAUU
Messenger RNA from Syngnathus typhle (broad-nosed pipefish), 1112 nucleotides. It is a transcript of the gene crygs2, whose product is annotated as crystallin, gamma S2. The transcript is spliced from 4 exons. Gene Ontology annotation, biological process: visual perception; lens development in camera-type eye. Gene Ontology annotation, molecular function: structural constituent of eye lens. The coding region runs from base 1 to 753 and encodes 250 amino acids. The record is from RefSeq and is a predicted model, not a curated record. NCBI's taxonomy places the organism in Eukaryota, Metazoa, Chordata, Actinopteri, Syngnathiformes, Syngnathidae.